Oldenlandia corymbosa var. corymbosa is the source of this 2460-nucleotide messenger RNA. Lineage: Eukaryota; Viridiplantae; Streptophyta; Magnoliopsida; Gentianales; Rubiaceae. The record is from the annotation of a GenBank genome assembly.
AUGAAUACUGACUUGCAGAAAGCAUUUGGUGUAGAGCUAGCUGGUCAGGAAAUAUCAUUAUUAGGGUGGAAAGGAGUUGAGAGAAGAUUGUCGUGUUGGACAUUUGAUGCAUCUCUGCCUAUUAGAAGGCAAAGUUUAUACAGCAUUCUGCAUGCUCACUCUCUAAGGGACUGGUACAAUUUAGAAAAGUCGAAGCGUGUAAAGGCAUUCCGUUGUGGUGAGUUUGAUGACUGUAUUGAAAGGGCUGAAGCAUCCCAGGGUAUGCCUCCUAAAAAGAGAGAGAAAUAUGCUCGCAGAGAAGAUGCAAUACUUCAUGCUCUUGAACUCGAGAGGCAAACAUUUGAGAAAAGAUAUGGAAAAGUAGGUUUUUCUACUAAUGGUGUGCGUAAAAAUAAAUCACCAAAUGAUAUAAGGGGACAGCUAUUGAUGUCUUCAGAAAACUUGGAAAUGGGAAAGGGCAGAGAUUUGCAUUCGGAAGCUCAUUUAGAUUUAAGGAGUUCACAUUCACAAAGUACACCCCUCACUGACCAAGUUAUUAUUUCUGAGAGUGUCAAGGUAGAAAAUGAAUUCUGUGCAGAUGAUGGCGAUUCUGAAGUAACUCCCAGGAUUAGAGAAUUGAGGGACUUUGGGCUUCAAAUUGUGCCUUCAAGUCUCAAAAUUUCUCCUUCUGCAUCUCUAAAUGGUUCUUCUCUUAACCCUUUAUCGGGUAGUGGUGCUAAAACUCAUCGAAAUAAUGUUCUUGACCUAGAAGAUGUAGUUGUUGAUGGUGGGAUUGAGAAUUUAUCAGAGAAAAGAAAAAGACUAUGCGAGGGUUUAGGUUCUUGUGAUGAUAUUCUUUCUAAAAGGCGUGAGAGGUGCCUUCCUAUCCUUCAAGUUCUAGAGUGUUCAAAGGCACUCAGUCCUCACCCUGAGGCUGAUGGUAGCACUGUGAAUUUGACCUCAAUGUCAGAAGAUGAGCAGCCAGGGAGUAGCAGAUGCAACACUUCCGGGCUCCAUAGAGAUCUAGAAGAUGACAAUAUUGGGUCCACCGAAGAUACCGAAACUGAUUCAUGUGAGACAGAUUCUCUGGAUUCAGAUACCGAUGAGAUGGCUUCACUUUCAGAACUGCAACCGAAAUAUCCUCAACGCAGAAGAGGAGGAAACUCCUCGCAAAAAUUGGAUAGGUUCAUUCCCAAUCGAUCGGCCAUGGAUUUUGACUAUGCUCAUUACAUGCUCACUGAAGGUAGGAAAGGUAAGGAAAACCCUAACUCUGGUGCAGGAAGUUACUCUUCUCCUUCUAGAGAGGCCUACAGGAAGCUGCUUGCAGAAACUUUCAACAUGAAUAGGACCAGGAUCCUUGCUUUCAAGAACAAGCCCCCCACACCUGUGGACCCUUUCCCCAACGACUUCCUCUCUGCUGGUUCUGCUGCUAAUCAAGCCACCUCCAAGACCGCCAAACCCCGUCGUUACAUCCCUCAGUCUUCGGAGAGGACCCUAGAUGCUCCUGAUAUUCUGGACGAUUAUUACUUGAAUCUGUUAGACUGGGGGAGCAGCAAUGUCCUUUCCAUUGCUCUUGGAGGCACAGUCUACUUGUGGGAUGCAACGGAUGGAGCCACAUCUGAACUUGUCACCAUAGACGAUGAGAGUGGACCAGUGACAAGUGUGAAAUGGGCACCUGAUGGAAGACACAUUGCUGUUGGUUUGAACAAUUCCGAUGUUCAGCUUUGGGACUCCACCUCUAAUAGACUGCUGAGAACUCUGAAAGGUGGACAUCAAUCACGCGUUGGUUCAAUGGAUUGGAACAACCACAUUUUGACAACUGGAGGGAUGGAUGGACAGAUCAUUAACAAUGAUGUCAGAAUAAGAUCGCACAUAGUUGAAACCUACAGGGGACACCAUCAAGAAGUUUGUGGUCUGAAAUGGUCAGCAUCUGGUCAGCAACUAGCAAGUGGUGGAAAUGACAAUCUCCUCCACAUAUGGGACAGAUCCAUGGCUUCCACUCAGGCUGCAACCCAACAGCAAUGGCUGCACAGGCUCGAAGAUCACACAGCGGCUGUGAAAGCCCUUGCCUGGUGUCCUUUCCAAUCUAACUUGCUUGCUUCAGGUGGUGGUGGAGGCGACCGAUGCAUCAAGUUCUGGAAUACACACACUGGGGCCUGCUUGAAUUCAGUUGACACGGGCUCACAGGUAUGUGCCCUGCUGUGGAACAAGAAUGAGCGUGAACUGCUUAGCUCGCAUGGUUUUACUCAGAAUCAGCUCACUCUCUGGAAAUAUCCUUCCAUGGUAAAGAUAGCAGAACUUACCGGCCACACAUCACGAGUUCUUUACAUGUCUCAGAGUCCCGAUGGGUGUACUGUCGCAUCUGCAGCUGGAGAUGAAACCCUCAGGUUCUGGAACGUAUUUGGUACUCCUGCUGAGGCCGCAAAACCUGCACCAAAAGCCAGUACUGAACCAUUUGCUCACUUGAACCGCAUUCGUUAA